Cyprinodon tularosa is the source of this 3567-nucleotide messenger RNA. It is a transcript of the gene zbtb17, whose product is annotated as zinc finger and BTB domain containing 17. Bases 181 to 2889 code for a protein of 902 amino acids. The record is from RefSeq and is a predicted model, not a curated record. Gene Ontology annotation, biological process: negative regulation of transcription by RNA polymerase II; regulation of cytokine production; regulation of immune system process. The transcript is spliced from 15 exons. Gene Ontology annotation, molecular function: DNA-binding transcription factor activity, RNA polymerase II-specific; RNA polymerase II cis-regulatory region sequence-specific DNA binding; protein binding. NCBI's taxonomy places the organism in Eukaryota, Metazoa, Chordata, Actinopteri, Cyprinodontiformes, Cyprinodontidae.
AUGGCGGCGGAUGCAGUUAGCGGUGGAGGAUCGAUCCCCGAAACACUCGAUUGGGUUUGUUUUUCUCUCUUCGGUUAGAAAAUACACCGUACGGCGCAAUUUCACUCACUGGAAUCGAAACUAGGAAUUGGCAAGAAACAGGAGUAACCCUGAUAAACGGAAACUUGACCUCUGGAAGAGAUGGAGUUCCCCUGGCACAGCGGGGAGGUUCUGGAGCAGCUCAACCGGCAGCGUAAGCAGGGCCUGCUGUGCGACUGCACCUUCGUGGUGGACGGUGUUGACUUUAAGGCCCACAAAGCCGUGCUGGCAGCCUGCAGUGUGUACUUCCGAGCCCUUUUCUUGGAUCAGAAGGAUGUGGUGCAUUUGGACAUCAGCAAUGCUGCUGGUUUGGGUCAAGUCCUGGAUUUUAUGUACACCUCCAAACUGAGCUUAAGUCCGCAGAAUAUUGAGGAUGUAUUGUCUGUCGCCCACUUCCUGCAGAUGCAGGAAAUCAUAAAUGCUUGUUCUGCGUAUCAGUCGAUGUCAAACCAAGCUCCAACCAUCAUAACGCUGGAUAUCCCUGAUGAUGAAACAGCAGACAUAAAGGAUGCUGCGAGAGAGCUGAAGGAUGAUGCUGAAAAUCAGCUGUCAGAAGUUUCAGCGCAAACAGAGAAGUGUCCUUCUAACACACCUACAGAAGAUCAGAGGAAUCCUCCCAGUGAGGAGGAUGGGAACAGAGACGUUUCUGUUGAUGCACAACAAAGUAUUGCUCAGCCUAAUCCCAGCAGGAAGCACACGGGCCGUGGAAGACCCCCCAAAAACACGCAGGUUUCUGUACAGAAGAUGAUCUCUGUGAAGGAGGAGGAUGGAGGCUCUACAUCCAUCCCUGCAGGAUUUCAGGACGACCCCUCAGAUGCUGACUACACACCCAAAGAGCACUUGAGAUCUUCAGGCAGCUCGGCUUACAUGAGCUCACGUGGAAGAAGGAUCAGAAAACCGGCCCGGCAAAAUGACUCUGAGGAUGAAGGUCCAUCAAAGGUGAAAAAGGAUAAAAAGACAACAGAGUCGGAAGAAGUGGCUGACGGACAGGAACCAGAACCCGGGGAGACUGGUGAAGAAGGGACCGAAGAGGCAGAAGAUGACACGGAACAGGAAGCAGACGGAGACAGUGAGGGAGAGGGAAGACAAAUUCUGGGCGUAUCUAUGAGCAACCGAUCUGAGUCUAAACCUUACAGCUCUGUGACGCACAAAUGUGGGGAUUGUGGGAAGAAAUUUACCCACACGGGUAAUUUUAAGAGACACAUGCGUAUCCACACUGGAGAAAAGCCCUUCAGCUGUCGGGACUGCAACAAGGCUUUCUCUGACCCUGCAGCUUGUAAAGCUCAUGAGAAAACACACAGUCCCCUGAAGCCGUAUUGCUGCUCCACCUGUGGGAAGAGCUAUCGCCAGAUCAGCCUGCUCAACCUCCAUCGGAAACGGCACACGGGUGAAGCGCGCUACAGCUGCGACGUCUGCGGCAAGCUUUUCACCACCUCGGGGAAUCUGAAGCGCCACCAGCUGGUGCACAGCGGGGAGAAACCGUACCACUGCGACUUCUGCGACAAAGCUUUCUCCGACCCCACCGCCAAGAUGCGACACCUGGAGACGCACGAUACGGAGAAGGGGAACAAGUGCCCACACUGUGACAAACGUUUUAACCAGAUGGGGAAUCUGAAAGCACACUUAAAAGUCCACAUAGCAGACGGGCCUCUCAAGUGUAAGGAGUGUGGCAAGCAGUUUACAACUUCAGGGAAUCUUAAAAGACACCUGCGUGUUCACAGCGGGGAGAAACCCUAUGCAUGUUCGCACUGUCAGAGAGCUUUUAGUGACCCCGGAGCCCUGCAGCGUCAUGAACGCAUUCACACAGGAGAAAAACCCUGCGUCUGCCUGGUCUGCGGUAAGGCCUUCACCCAGGCCAGCUCUCUCAUCGCUCACGUCCGUCAGCACACUGGAGAGAAGCCUUACGUCUGCGAUCGCUGUGGGAAAAGGUUUGUGCAGUCCAGUCAGCUUGCCAAUCACAUCCGUCACCAUGACAAUGUGCGGCCGCACAAGUGCCAUAUGUGCAACAAGGCGUUUGUGAAUGUAGGAGAUCUGUCCAAGCAUAUCAUCAUUCAUACGGGUGAAAAGCCUUUUCUGUGUGAUAAAUGUGGCCGCGGCUUUAACCGCGUGGACAACCUGCGCUCUCAUGUUAAGACGGUUCACCACGGCAAGGCCGGCAUGAAGCGGCUGGUGGUAACUGAGGAAACGGGAGAAGAAGGCGGCGAGGACGGCAUCGAGGGGGGAAGUUCAGAUGAGAUCAAAAUAGUCACCGUCACCACGGAGGACAUCGUCACCCUUGCAACCGAGGCCCUGGCAGGCAGCGCUGUAGCUCAGCUCACCGUCGUUCCGAUGACUACCUCGGUCUCUGCAGAUGAAACCGAAGCUUUGAAAGCUGAAAUCACCAAAGCAGUAGAGAAAGUGCAAGAAGAAGACCCCAACACUCAGAUCUUGUACGCUUGUGACUCGUGUGGCGAUAAAUUUCUGGACGCCACGUCUUUGGCUCAGCAUGUCCGGAUCCACACAGCUCAAGCUUUGGUCAUGUUUCAGUCGGAUUCUGACUUUUACCAGUACACGACAGCAACCACCUCUGGAGAGGGGGAUGAUGCUCCUGCAGCAACCUGGCAGCCGGCGCCGGAACACGUCAUUCAGGAAGGAGAACUGAUCUUCCGUACUGAAGAGCGAAAACCAGAGGGGGUGGAUGGAGAAACACAAGAAGAACAAGGGUCAGAGGCAGUGAUUCAUAUAGAGGAGGCAGUUGAACUGGAAGAAACUACUUCUGAGUAUCAGACAAAAGAUGGAGAAGAAGAACAGGAAGAGGAUAUGAAAUCUUAGGGUCAGAACAGCUGGUUGACCUUGAAUGUGUAAUUUAAACUAAUUUAUAUAAAAGGUAAAUAAUGAUAUAGGUUUCUGAACGAGAUCCUAAAAGAUACUUUAAAACUUAAACAUGGAUUCUUGGAUCUUUUAAAAUAAUACUGAUUUUAGGGUCAUCCAAGGUUAUUUGAUUUACUCUGUACAGCAAUAAUGUUAUUUUGGUAAAGAAUUGCGAAAAAAUUAUAAAAGUUUGAUUAAUUGGUUUAUUUUUAGACUGAAAUCUAGGACUGUGCUUUGUCCUUGAUCAUUAAUCUAAUACUUAAAGACUAUUUUUCCAUUCUCGAUGAAACAUCUGCUCUUUCUUUAAGCAUUUGCUGUAUUUUACUGUGAUUACAUGUAGACUUGCUACAUGAAUGUGAGUUUACUGAAGACUUCAGUGAGUCUAAGAAGCUUUUUAUUGGUGUAUUUUCUUUUUUUUUUUUUUGCCAGGUUGUACCAAUCUUGUGCUUGUAUAAUAGCCCAUCAAAUAAGCCUAUAGUUUUAGCUUUAACACAGUUUUUAGUUGCAUAAUAAUUUCAAAGUGUACAUCUUUGUUGUUUAUUUUUAUCUGUUUAUAUUGCUAUCUGUAAAAAGAAUCUGCAGUAAAUAUUUGUUGACUCGCUCAGACUCACUGGAUCAUUAAAAAUUACCCUUGUCUGA